UCACAGCGAAUCGAAUGAAAUAGAGGCCACAGGAUAUAAAAUGUAGACGGCGAUUUUCCUCUGAAUGGCAACACAGAAUGGCAACACAGACGGGAAGACGGAAUGCACAGACGGAGGGAGACAUGGAAUGCACUCACUCGUACAUACCUGCCUCACGUCUCUGCUGCUCGGCAACUCGACUGUCGCACAUCACACACAUAACAAAAUAGCGUCUGUGUGUGUGGGUGAUGAAGGAGAGGGAGUACCUGGUCAUCGUGACGUUGGGUCAGCCCGAAAGAUACGUGAGAGACGGCGGGACGGCUCCUUGUCGAUCGACGUGAGAGACUCACGCAUGCACGGGAACAAGCAGCAACUUGAAUACGGCGCCUUGGCCGUGGGGUGGGGGCCGCUCGUCACUGUGUAGGCCACCUGACGAAGGUCGCCACACAUACCAGGUGUCGCGUGUGUGGGUGGUCUGGUUGGUCUGGUCUGUGUUUGUAUUCAGGCGGUGUCUGCUCACCACCGGGGUAACCUUGCGGUCCUUCGUCACCUAGAGAAAGAGAGAAAGAAAGGAAGGAAGGAAGGAAGAACACUCGAGACAGAGGCAUGGCAAUGUCCGGCGCAUAUACACGUGCAUCAGCGUGUGUACCUGCAUUCGCAUCACCAUGGGGGGCUGGCUUGUGUUGAGCGUCGAAAACUGCACAAAUGUAGACAGGCAGAAUGAUUGGUGUAGCACCGAAAACUGCACAAAUGCGGCCAGGCAGAAUGGCGUUGGGCGUAGCGUACCUGGCUCUCCAGUAGCGAGAAGGUGGAUCCAUGGUGAACGAAGGAAUUGCGGCCGAAUUUGUCCUGAAUACGUCCAAGUAGUAACAGCCACAAAGCAGUCCUGUGUUGUGGUGAUGCUUCCACAGAUGUACACACACCGUGAUGGCGGUGCUCUCCCAAGAUGCCUGCAUCACACAACAGGAUCGGCACGUGUGUUAUGGUUGCGUAGGCGGGCGGGGUGUGCCAAUGUGUAUACCCGUCGUGCUUCUGCCUCCUUCUUCUUCUCGUCGCCGGCUGCAGUGUUAUAAACACACACAGAGAGAUGAGUCUGUGUCGUGCCGCGUUUGCUUGUAAGCAUAUACCCUCUCUGGCCAUGCGCUGCUGCUGCUGCUCCUGCUCCUCCCUCUGCCGCUGCUCCUGCUCCUCCCUCUGCCGCUGGUCCUCCUCCUCCUUCUCUCUCCUCUCUCUCUCCAUGUCCUCCGCGCGCCUGGCCUCUGCAGAGAGAAUCAAGACCAUGUGUGUGGGAAAGAGGGUGCGUCCGUCUUGUUAUUCUCUCACGUACCCCUCUCCUCCAU
Vitrella brassicaformis is the source of this 1319-nucleotide messenger RNA. The record is from the annotation of a GenBank genome assembly. Lineage: Eukaryota; Vitrellaceae.